Messenger RNA from Osmerus eperlanus (European smelt), 2330 nucleotides. RefSeq names its product myeloid associated differentiation marker b (gene myadmb). The transcript is spliced from 2 exons. Bases 267 to 1148 code for a protein of 293 amino acids. The record is from RefSeq and is a predicted model, not a curated record. Gene Ontology annotation, cellular component: membrane. Lineage: Eukaryota; Metazoa; Chordata; Actinopteri; Osmeriformes; Osmeridae.
CUACCUAAUUUGGUAUAUGGGCGGGGAUCAUGGGUGGAGGGCUUUGCCUACCAUGCCUGUAGUAGUCCGGACCAGGACCUAGUCUACUCCUGUCAAGAACCAUUGGAGAGCCGAAGAGAACAAAGGAUACCAGUUAAAUAAAAGAAAGAUCCUUCUGCCUCAGAUACAACCCUGCAGCAUUGGAACAGAACAGAUCCAGAGCAAAAUCAGGUGACUUCACCGCAAUUAAACUUUCCCCCGAAGUCCGGUGUCCUCUACAUCCCAUCAUGCCGUUGGUAAUAGUCCACUCCAACCCCCUGUUUUGGCUGCGUCUGGCGGCGAUGGCCUUCUCCUGCGUGGCGUUCUCGGUGGCCGUCCACGGCGCCUACCUUAGCCACGGCACGGGGGACUGGUGCAUCUUCUGCUGGGCCUUCAGCUUCGCCGGCUCCCUGGUCGUCCUCCUGGUGGAGCUGUUUGGCCUGCAGACACGCGCCCCCGUCUCCUGGAAGAACUUCCCCAUCACCUUUGCCUGCUACGCCGCCCUCCUCUGCCUCUCCGCCUCCAUCAUUUUCCCCCUCUACUUCCUGAAGGGGGAGACGCGGAGCAGCGAGAUCCGCGACUACCGCAUCGUGGCCACCGUCUUCUCCUGCCUGGCCACCGUGGCCUACAUGAGCGAGGUCAGCGUCAGCAAGGCACGGCCGGGCGAGGUCGCCGGCUACAUGGCCACCGCUCCGGGGCUGCUCAAGGUUUGCGAGACCUUCGUGGCCUGCAUCAUCUUCGUCUUCAUCAGUGACCCCGUGGGCUACGACCAGCACGAGGCGCUCAAGUACUGCCUGGCCGUCUACUGCAUCUGCUUCAUCCUGUCGGCGGCCAUCAUCGUGCUGUGCAUCUGCGAAUGCACCGGUUGCCUGCCCUUCCCCUUCGCCCGCUUCUUGUCUGCGUACGCCCUUGUGGCUGUCCUCCUGUACUUCUCAGCCACUAUCAUUUGGCCCAUCUUCAAGUUUGACAGGAGGCACGGGGGCACAUCAAGACCCCCAGGCUGCAGCUCCUAUGUGGGACUUUGCACUUGGGACAAGGUGAUGGCCGUGUCCGUGCUGACUGCAGUCAACCUGAUCCUCUAUGUGGCAGACCUGAUCUACUCGGCUAGGCUUGUCUUUGUGAGCGUCUAAGGGAGGGGAGGAAGAGGGAUGGAGAGACGGGCUGAAAAGAGAGAGAGCUGGGGAUGGAUGUGCAAGGGUAGGAGAGAAAGGGGACAAGGCCUGAAGCGCAGUAUGAGAAAGUAUUAGUUCAAGAAGGAGAAAUAAAUGGCUUACUGUGCUUUGCUUUAUGUAGCUGUCAUUGUCCCACCAAUAGCCAUUCUAAUAUUUGUUGAGCAGAACUUCCACAUUAUUUGGGAGUUUCCAAAGUUGCAUUAUCUAACGUACGGACAUCCUAUAGGCCAAACAAGCUGACAAUUACUAUACUAUCACAUAAUUGAGCCCAAAACAUUUUAAGAUCUGACAAUGAACACACAUAUAUCUGAAAGAUUGACAUAGGGGUUUUACUGAUAUCUUUUUAUUUCAUGGAAACCUCGAGCAGGUGAAGGUGUUAAACAGUUCAUUGGCGUUUUAGUUGUAAUUGGUUGAAAUAUGAAUGAAAAAACACAAUGUAAACUGAUAAAAUGAUGUGUGCAGCUCCAAUGUUUUCAAGACUUGAAGUUGUAUUUGAUGUAUUUGAAUACAUGUAAAGAUGAACAUUAGCCUAGUUUUUGCAUAUACUAUUUGACAUGUUCCCACAGACUACAGUAUUAAAGAUAUAGAUAUGUAAUCGAAUGUAAUGUAUUCAUUUUGGAGACGCUUUUAUAAAAGCAACACACAGAGGAGAUUUGAACCUGUGACCUCUAGAUCUACAGUCAAAUGCUGUACCCUCAACUAGAUACUGUCUCUAUAGAAAGUAUGUUUUUAAAAACAAGCAUUUACUGUAAAACAAGGUAACUUGUAAAACAUCCACUGUAUAAUGCACACUUAUUGUUUGAACUAUGUACAUCAAUUCUCUGUGUGGUGCUGUCACCAAUAACUGAAUUUGAAGGCAGAUAUUUCUAUUGAAAAGAUAAAAAUAUGUUUUUAAUGUGGAACAGUGGUUUGUACUGCUGUAACUGUUUACUAGUCUCCUGGUGGAGGUCAUCCUUCAUUAUAUCAGGUCUAAAAGAGAGAAAGAGAAUGAUCUGGUUCUCUCUACCUCCCAGCUCAUUAUCACUGCUUGUCAUCACGUUUUUGUUAUUCUGCUGUGUCCGUGCAUACCAAAAAAGUGUUAUAAAAAAUAUAUAACCAGUGUUAAAAGUCAGUGUUUCAAUAAAACCCAUGUGACAGAAA